GUUGUUGGUCCCUCCCCUUUAGAUCUACAGUUGUAAGCUGGGAGGAACCAACAUGUAGUGAAGUGCAGGAGCUGACGGGCCUCAUUCACUGCAGAAACAUGCUCUAUAGAUCACAGCUCAAACUACUUUCAUUUCCUAGAAAGUGAAACUCAGACAGGCGUUGUCUCUGAGAGCAGAAAUGGCGCAGCAAGGAGUUCAGCUGGACCGGGAAACUUUCUCUUGUUCGAUCUGUCUGGAUCUCCUGAAGGAUCCGGUGGCUAUUCCCUGUGGACACAGCUACUGCAUGAACUGUAUUAAAGAGUUCUGGGAUGGAGAGGAUGAGAAGAAAAUCUACAGCUGUCCUCAGUGUAGGGAGACCUUCACACAGAGGCCUGUUGUUGUCAAAAACACCAUGUUAGCAGUUAUAGUGGAAGAGCUGAAGAAGACUGGACUCCAGGCUGCUCCUGCUGAUCACUGCUAUGCUGGACCUGAAGAUGUGGCCUGUGAUGUCUGCACUGGGAGAAAACUGAAAGCGGUCAAGUCCUGUCUGGUGUGUCUGGUCUCUUACUGUGAUCAACACCUUUAUUUCCAUAAUGAUGUGGCUCCAUUCAAGAAACACAAGCUGGUGGAGCCCUCCAAGAAUCUCCAGGAGAACAUCUGCUCUCGUCAUGAUGAGGUGAUGAAGAUGUUCUGCCGUACUGAUCAGCAGUGUAUCUGUUAUCUCUGCUCUGUGGAUGAACAUAAAGGCCACGACACAGUCUCAGCUGCAGCAGAAAGGACUGAGAGGCAGAAAGAGCUCGAGGGGAGUCGAGAAGACAUCCAGCAGAGAAUCCAGGACAGAGAGAAAGAUGUGAAGCUGCUUCAAUGGGAGGUGGAGGCCAUCAAUCUCUCUGCUGAUAAAGUAGUGGGGGACAGCAAGAAGAUCUUCACUGAGCUGAUCCGUCUCAUGGAGAAAAGAAGCUCUGAUGUGGAGCAGAUGGUCCGAGUUCAGCAGAAAAGUGAAGUGAGUCGAGUCAAAGAGCUUCAGGAGAAGCUGGAGCAGGAGAUCACUGAGCUGAAGAGGAAAGACGCUGAGAUGAAGAAGCUCUCAGACAUAGAGGAUCACAACCAGUUUCUCCACAACUACUCCUCACUGUCACCACUAGUGAAUCUACAGACUCCCCCAGCAAAGAUCUCCGUCCUCUGCGCUACUUUGAGGAUGUGACAGCGGCCGUGUCAGAAGCCAGAGAUAAACUACAGGAGCUUCUAAAUGAGAAAUGGACAAAUAUCUC
Etheostoma cragini (Arkansas darter) is the source of this 1250-nucleotide messenger RNA. Its product is annotated as E3 ubiquitin/ISG15 ligase TRIM25-like. The record is from RefSeq and is a predicted model, not a curated record. Lineage: Eukaryota; Metazoa; Chordata; Actinopteri; Perciformes; Percidae. Gene Ontology annotation, molecular function: zinc ion binding.